CCAAAGGAGUAAAGAAACAAGUGAACUCAGUGGCAGUCACCAAUCUACGCAACUUUACUACAGGCUUUAACUUAACCUCCGCCUUCCAUUCUUGUAUCUUACAAGCCACUUCCUCCUCGCAAGCAAAGGAUGGGAGACAAAAAACAGGGCUACGCCUGCAGAUCUCCUCUUCGAUUCUCAAAUUCAUCGACCUUGCCCCGUUUUUUGCUCUCCUGUUUGGUCGUAGUCCUCGGCUGUGAUGGAACUUUGGCCUACAAGAACUACACAGUUGGGGAUUCCUUAGGCUGGUUUGACAACCUCAUGCAACCCAAGGUGGAUUACCAGAAGUGGGCGGCUGGAAAAAAUUUCUCCCUCGGAGAUUUCCUCUUUUUUAAUACGGACAAGAAUCACUCGGUCGUGGAGACCUACAACCUGACCACUUACGAGCGAUGCGACUACGAGGAUGCCGAGGCUAACGACACCACCGAGUGGUCGACGGCGACGCCGGAGUACAGCUCGGAUCCGGUAACAGUCCCUGUACCUCUACUCAAAGUAGGCGCGACUUACUUCUUCUCCGGUAACUACGACGGCGAGCAAUGCCAGCAUGGGCAGCGCUUCAAGAUAGUGGUGACCUACGGGCAGGGCCUGCCGGAGAGCCUCCGAAGCCCGUCAGAAGCCCCGGGUCCUGUGAGCCCUGAUGACGGCGGGUCGAUGCCGGACUCAGUCCCAGCCAACUUCGACCACCCAAAGAAUACCGGUGAUGGGGAAGACAUGAAGCCGGCGUCGCGUGCAGGUGAAAGGCUAGUGAGGUUGAUGUGGGAGCAACUUUGUGGCAUUCACAUAGGAAUUGGCUUCUUGUGGCUUCUAAUGCACAAGGAUGAAGCUUUUUAAUUUGAUUUUAAAUUUGUUGUCAUUAUUUUGUUCAUCUUUUGUUGGUUAAGCUGGAGAUUCAUGGUUUAUAAUUCACCCAAUUCAUGUGUAUGGUGAUAUAUAAGGAUUUGAGAUUAAUUAACUACGCUGUCAUAUUUUUUUUCGAUGUGUGUGAUCAGAGCAUGUACUUGUUAUUUAAAGGUAAACUAUUAAUUAUAUCUCAA
Zingiber officinale is the source of this 1073-nucleotide messenger RNA. Its product is annotated as blue copper protein-like. Gene Ontology annotation, molecular function: electron transfer activity. Gene Ontology annotation, cellular component: plasma membrane. The transcript is spliced from 2 exons. NCBI's taxonomy places the organism in Eukaryota, Viridiplantae, Streptophyta, Magnoliopsida, Zingiberales, Zingiberaceae. Bases 130 to 870 code for a protein of 246 amino acids. The record is from RefSeq and is a predicted model, not a curated record.